GAAAACCAGUGACCCCCACCCCCAGGAAAACCAGUGACCCCCACCCCAGGAAAACCAGUGACCCCCACCCCAGGAAAACCAGUGACCCCCACCCCAGGAAAACCAGGGACCCCACCCCAGGAAAACCAGAAACCAGGGACCCCCACCCCAGGAAAACCAGUGACCCCCACCCCAGGAAAACCAGGUCCCCCACCCCCCGGAAAACCAGGGACCCCCACCCCCGGAAAACCAGUGACCCCCACCCCAGGAAAACCAGGGACCCCCACCCCAGGAAACCAGUGACCCCCACCCCAGGAAAACCAGUGACCCCCACCCCAGGAAAACCAGUGACCCCCACCCCAGGAAAACCAGUGACCCCCACCCCAGGAAAACCAGGGACCCCCCACCCCAGGAAAACCAGAAAACCAGUGACCCCCACCCCAGGAAAACCAGUGACCCCACCCCAGGAAAAACCAGUGACCCCCACCCCAGGAAAACCAGUGACCCCCACAGGAAAACCAGUGACCCCCACCCCAGGAAAAACCAGGGACCCCCCCACCCCAGGAAAACCAGUGACCCCACCCCAGGAAAACCAGGGACCCCCACCCCAGGAAAACCAGGGACCCCACCCCAGGAAAACCAGUGACCCCCACCCCAGGAAAACCGGGGACCCCACCCCAGGAAAACCAGGGACCCCCACCCCAGGAAAACCAGGGACCCCCACCCCAGGAAAACCGGGGACCCCCACCCCCAGGAAAACCAGUGACCCCCACCCCAGGAAAACCAGGGACCCCCCCCCAGGGAAACCAGUGACCCCCACCCCCAGGAAAACCAGGGACCCCACCCCAGGAAAAACCAGGGACCCCCACCCCAGGAAAACCAGGGACCCCCACCCCAGGAAAACCAGUGACCCCCACCCCAGGAAAACCAGGGACCCCCCACCCCAGGGAAACCAGGGACCCCCCACCCCAGAAAACCAGAAAACCAGUGACCCCCACCCCAGGGAAACCAGGGACCCCACCCCAGGAAAACCAGUGACCCCCCACCCCAGGAAAACCAGGGACCCCCACCCCAGGAAAACCAGGGACCCCCACCCCAGGAAAACCAGCACCCCACCCCAGGAAAACCAGGGACCCCCACCCCAGGAAAACCAGGGACCCCCACCCCAGGAAAACCAGGGACCCCCACCCCAGGAAAACCAGGGACCCCAUUCAUAUAGCGCUAAGAACCUUUGGCGUGAUCCUGACAACACCCUGUCGUUCUCAACUAACAUCAAGGCGGUGGCCCGUUCCU
This is a messenger RNA of Oncorhynchus masou masou (cherry salmon), 1272 nucleotides long. RefSeq lists its product as uncharacterized. The record is from RefSeq and is a predicted model, not a curated record. The annotation marks the transcript as partial. The transcript has 6 exons. NCBI's taxonomy places the organism in Eukaryota, Metazoa, Chordata, Actinopteri, Salmoniformes, Salmonidae.